Opisthorchis viverrini is the source of this 213-nucleotide messenger RNA. RefSeq lists its product as hypothetical. Bases 1 to 213 code for a protein of 70 amino acids. The transcript has 2 exons. NCBI's taxonomy places the organism in Eukaryota, Metazoa, Platyhelminthes, Trematoda, Opisthorchiida, Opisthorchiidae. The record is from RefSeq and is a predicted model, not a curated record.
AUGCGUCUAAUCAGGCGGAUCUUUUGCAGCGGGGCUGUUAGAAUUCGUUCAACAGAGCGAUUGGACCCAACAUGUCGCUGCACCUAUACGGUUCUCUGCCGUAUACCCUAUGGUGCCUACGUCAGACCGCUCCUGGAGUACGCCAACCAAGUUGUCUACUCAGGACGUACGAAAGACGUUACCCUCAUUGAGCGUUCAUUGAACGUUCAUUAG